AUGCUCCGGCGGGAGGAAGACGAGGGCGCCAUGAACCGGAGCGUCCUGGGCAUAGAUGCGUCGCGGCCCUGCAGUCCCGUGGAGCUGGAGGCGCAGCGGCUCCAGGCUGGCGCAGUCGAGGCCCAGGCUCUCGGUGCCUCCGCUCGAACGCCGGGCCUCUUCGAGUCCAAGGAGAUGUUCCAGAAGUGCCUGCAGGAGCUGAGGGAGGAGAACGACGCGCUGCGCAUGGGCAACUCGCUGGGCCGCACGGAGAUGUUCGCGCGACCCGCCGGCCUUUCCACCAUGCCCGGGGGCAUGGCGCCGUCGCCGCAGCCGACGAUGGUGCGGAGCUACUCGCCCCGCGCGCGGGCGCCCCCUGCACCGCAGGUGAUCGUGCACCGCCAGCCGCGGGCCUCCUCCCCGCUGCGUGGCGUGGCCUCGGCGCCCCAGGGCCAGGCGUCGGCGCCCACCGCUUUCCCGCCGCUCCCGCUGGGGCUGGACGGGCAGUGCAGGUGGCCGGCCCCCUCGCAGCAGGCCGUGCAGCAGGCGAUGGCGUGCCUGCCGCAGCUCGACGAGGCCUCCCGCGCGCAGCUGGCGAGCCUCCACCCGCAGUACGCCAUGGCGAUCCUGUGGGACCUGGACGCGCGCGGCGGGUGCGAGGCCGUGGGAGACCUCGCCGCGUUCGUGCAGCGCGCCGCGCGCACGCUGCUCCAGAGCGGGCCCGCUGCCGCGGCCGCGUCGGCGCACGCCAGCCCAGUCGCCGCGCCGCUGUUUGGGCUGCCUGCUGGCCCGCCGCUGCCUCUGCUGCAGUUCCCUGUUGCAGCCGGCGCGCUGCAGCCGGGCUAGCCGCCCCUGCGGGCACCACCAUUGCGCACAAGCCUCCUCGAGAGCAUCAGCUGAGCGAGGGCGAUGCAAAGUUGGGCUCCGCGGCGAGAGCCGAAGGACAUUCGAGAAGUUGAGGCGGGCGAUUCCAGUCACAAUGAGUCGUAGGUAGCACCGGACUGGCCAUAAGCCUGGGACGCGUCGUUUGCU
This is a messenger RNA of Prorocentrum cordatum, 1011 nucleotides long. The record is from the annotation of a GenBank genome assembly. NCBI's taxonomy places the organism in Eukaryota, Dinophyceae, Prorocentrales, Prorocentraceae.